This is a messenger RNA of Colletotrichum scovillei, 3391 nucleotides long. RefSeq lists its product as uncharacterized. The transcript is spliced from 6 exons. NCBI's taxonomy places the organism in Eukaryota, Fungi, Ascomycota, Sordariomycetes, Glomerellales, Glomerellaceae. The coding region runs from base 1513 to 3201 and encodes 562 amino acids. The record is from RefSeq and is a predicted model, not a curated record. Gene Ontology annotation, molecular function: metal ion binding.
AUCGAUUGGGAGAGGAAGCAGACAGCAGACAGCAGACAACGGACGACUGGCAUCUUUAAACCCACAAUCCGUUUGUUGCUGCGUUAUUCCAUCUCGCAGAUACGUCUGCAAUAUUUGUUCGUUUUCUUCCACCUUUUACAUAAAACCGUCUCAUUGACCCUUAUUCGUAAAGUGCAGGAAAGGGAAAGAAGCCGCUGCCCUUCCAACUUUUCCUUAAGCAAAAUCUCUACGGCGCCCACCGUUUAUUUGACUUACUUUGUCUCGACCUCAGACAUAUCCGUACUCCCUCCCGCCCUCUCGCCCAAGACCCAAUCCACCAGCCAACCUCCAUCCUGAAUCCUGGUCUGGUCGAAUCCCGAUCCUACCCCAUUGUCUAUCGUCUUGCCUGGCGUUACAUUGCCCUCGUAGCCCCUACUCGCUCUCUCUCGAGACGCACCAUCAGAGGCUUUUUGGCACAGCUUCACCUUCAACCGGUCGGUCACACCUCACCUUUUCAGCCCUCAGGUACUACCUCCCUUUACUUAAUUACCCAUGACUUUUUGCCUGAACCGACCAUCUUGAACGUCUUCUUCAGCCCCCAAACUCCAGCCCCGUCCAGCUAUCAACCUUAACAAUCCCAUCGCCGAUCGACGAGACGUGAGCUGCGCUAAGGUAGUCUCUAAGUGCUUGUCUCUCUUUUCUUUGGCUGCAUCUCAUUUUGCUUUCCCGAUUCUUACACUUUGGUUCCCUAUUAUCCACCUGUCUUGGCUUUUUUGCCUUUCACAGCUCUCGAGUUUCUUAUUGCAGCUCACACGAAGCUCUAGAUGUGAAGAAUGGGUUUAGCCACAAAUAUUAUUCUCCUCAUAUCAUCAAACCACCUGCCUACCUACGCAGUUCUCAUACAUUGCACACACGAGCCUAGUCGAAAGGUUACCUCACCUCACCUCACCUCACAUCACCUCUCAUAAAUCGCUUUCCAGGAGAGACGUAACCUGCUACGUACUGGCUAGGCGCAUUUUCUUGCUACAGCGACACCUGCAGCAGAGCACACUGUCUGCCUGAUCCGGCUGGGCCAUCGCACCAAAGCAUCACAAGCACACGAGGCAGGCACGGUACUUUCACCUUUUUUUUUUUUUUUUUUUCUAAUUUAUUUUCUUACUACCUACCCGAGCACCAAGCACCAAGCAUUACGGUCAUCCACACAUCCACGUCCCGUCCAAGCACAACACUCACACACUCACACACUCAUACUCACUCACUUGCUCACUCACUCACUCACUCACCCACCUACCGUACCUGCACCUGCACCUGCACCUCCUGGCGCCAAUAGAGAGUGCAGCAGUUGAGACUACCGCCGCGACUUCUUGCCUUUUCCCUUUGGCACACAAGGACUGCAGCGUCCGCCUCACCUUUCUCACUCUACUUCCUGCUUGGGCUCUCUUAAAUUUUGUUUUCGCUCGCUGAAUCUGACUGGUGGCAGAAAAAAAAGCAGCUCUCACUUUGCCCAAGGGAAAGAGGGAAAAAAAGAAAAAGAUGCCCACCACCACUCAUACCACGACCACCCGGUCGCCUUUUGACACCAACAACCUGGGCAUCAACACCAACAAUUCGGCCCCUGUUCUCCCACCUUACCUUCGCACCAGUAGCCAAUCUCCGCUGCAUUCUUUUCCUUUCUCGCCGAGCAGCACCUUGCCUUCGGCCAUCGGAUCAGGCAUUAAGAAAGAAAAAUCAUCUACCAAAAUGGCCUUGGAUAAUUCAGAGAUCAUGGACUUUGUCACUCGGUAUCAGAACUUGCAGGCCUACCAGAACGCCAGCGACCAGUUGAUGAAGGACCUUUUGAUGUACUGCAAAGAAAUUCAGGGCCAAUAUGCCGAUGAAAAUCAGAUGCUCAAGCAGGAGCUGCGCAAUGCAAAGCUUGAUCUCGAGCAUGCUACCACUUCCAGAAGAGAGAUGCAGCAGGUGCUGCAAGAGCUUGAUUAUGAUAACAGCUACAUGAAGAAUCGCAAUCCCUACGUCUUGAUUCUAAUUGAUGGAGAUGGACUUCUUUUCCAAGAAUCGUUUAUUAGACAAGGUAUCGAGGGCGGCAAGCAAGCCGCCUACGCCCUCCGAACUGCCGUUGCCGAGUACGUUGGCAGCCAGUCGGGUGAGGUUGAAAUCGUCGCCAAAGUCUGCGCCAAUCUAUCCGGUCUUGGACGUGCUAUGCGCAGAGAUGGCUGCCUCGAUAGCGAGUCCGAGCUCAGGGAGUUUUUCCUGGGUUUCACACAGGCCAAAGCUUCAUUUGAUUUCAUCGACGUUGGUCACGGUAAGGAACGUGCCGACUCGAAGAUCAAAGAGGCCACCCGCUGGCAUUUGCGUAACUACAACUGCAGACAGAUUUUGCUAGGCAUUUCCCACGAUGCUGGUUAUGCCCCUUUCCUCGAUGAGAUCCUUCAAGAUACAGAUACUCGCUCGAGAGUCAGUCUAAUUGAGGGCGUCGCUACGGUCAGAGAGCUUAAAAACACCAACGUUCAUAUCCUCGAACCGCUGCCCAGCCUUUUCCGAAACCAAAAGCUCAUUGAUAGAAGCUUCGACCGCGCUGCUGAACGUGCCGAGGCAUACGCCAGAUCCUCGGCGCAGGCACCAGCGUCGGUGUCUUUCUUUCCGGCUCCGUCUAGAGCGUCGACAUCUUCGCCUGUGAUGGUGGCUUCGCCAACCUCACCCCCUGCUACAGUGGCGACGACAGCCUCUUCUUCCUGGGCUGGGGUCACCGCUAAGGCUAGCCCGCCGCCUGUCAUCACCACCCCGUUGGCCAAAAUAUCCGUCAAUGUUCCAGCUCGAAAAGCUCCUGAGCCAAAAGUGGCAACACCGGCGUGGAACCCUGGCGAACGUGGCUUGGAUCCCCCCAUCCCCAUCAACGCAACAGCCAUGGAUAACAUUAAGAAACGAACGGGCAAGGACAAGCUGUGCAAUAACCAUUACCUGCGCGGUCCUUGUGCCAAGGGCGAUGAGUGCUGCUUCGAACACAAAUACAAGCCCAACCCGGAUGAAAUCAAUGCCAUUGCCCAUUUGACUCGUCUCAACCCCUGCACCAGCGGUCAGGAAUGUGACGUGGAAAACUGCAUUUACGGACAUCAUUGUCCUAGCGUGACUGGAACCACCUGCACCCACCCGUAUUGCAAGUUCAGAGUUGAGGAUCAUCCACCUGGCACAAAGUUCAAGAAUGCCAAAAUUCACGAAAACUAAACGGCUUUGAGAAGCCGAUUUUGGAAGGAAGGAGAGACAUGAGCACAAAGGGACCAGAUUUACUAUGGCACAUGGAAUUGGCUGUGGCACAGAGAGUCAAAACUCAUCUGCUGAUGGCCUCUCAACGUGCUGGGUUUGCUUUUCGAGGAUUAAUUUGUGUAUGGUUAGCUUUCUCACUGGCGAUUUGAGC